Molecule: messenger RNA, 1224 nt
Organism: Umbelopsis ramanniana AG
Lineage: Eukaryota; Fungi; Mucoromycota; Umbelopsidomycetes; Umbelopsidales; Umbelopsidaceae
Exons: 3
Cellular component (GO): membrane
Molecular function (GO): palmitoyl-(protein) hydrolase activity
Source: RefSeq, a predicted model, not a curated record
CAUGCCUUCAUGGCUCUCUUAUACUCUUUCUGCAACUGGCCUUGCCAGUGCUGCUGGAGCCGUAAUGCUCUACUUGUACCAAUCUGAUCUGCUUUACUUGCCCAGUCAUCCUGAAGGAUCUCGAACAGAGGUGCCAAAGCCCAGCCAAUAUGGGAUGCCAUAUGUUGAAGAAACCUUGACUACAAAAGAUGGUGUCAAAAUCAAAUCCUAUAUCAUCACAUUGAAAGACGAGCAAGCGGCAAAGAACGCCCCAACUAUUAUCUAUCAUCACGCAAACGCAGGAAACAUGGGCCACCGUUUGCCUAUUGCCCAGGUCUUUUACGAAAAGUUUAAUGUCAAUGUGGUUAUGCUGUCAUAUCGUGGAUAUGGUCUCAGCGAAGGCACUCCCAGUGACAAAGGUCUCCGCAUUGAUUCUCAGACCAUGUUAGAUUAUGUACGCGCUCACCCCAUACUUGGAAAGACGAAAAUCAUUGCUUAUGGACAAUCUCUUGGCGGAGCAGUGGCCAUUGACGUCGUGGCAAGAAACCCAGACGCAUUCGCCGGUCUUAUGAUUGAAAAUACCUUUUUGUCAGUCCCCAAGAUGAUCCCCCAUGUCGUUCCAAUGCUAAAGAAUCUCACAUGGCUAUGCCACUUGAAUUGGCCCAGUGAAAAUAACAUACGGCAAAUUGUGAAGACACCCAUUCUCUUUUUAUCUGGUGCCAAAGAUGAACUCGUUCCUCCAUCCCAUAUGAAGGGCCUGUACAAUGCAUCUCAAACGAGAGCCACCAAGGUUUGGAAGGAAUUCAAAAACGGAACUCAUAACGACACUUGCAUACAACCGGGUUAUUUCUCAGCCAUUCGUGAUUUCCUUGCUGAUCUACGAGACGAUCAACCUGAACCUGUUCAACAACAAGCCGCUCCAUCAAAGACAGAAAAGGUCAAACUCGAAGGUGAAGGCGAAGAAAAGUUUCAACUCGUCAGCGGUGUUGCUGAUGCUGAAGGCAUGACACAUAGCUUCAGAUUUGAAGAAGAAGAGGAUUGACCUUCGCACCACCAUCGUACCUAAUGAUACCACCACAUUUGUUUUGAGCCUCCCCUUGUUUUGUCCCAUUCUUGUUAACAUCUUCUUGACAUUCCAUUUUCUUUGUGCUGAAAGUUCCCUUUGUCGAAACUAUAGUAUCUCGUAUAAUAUACUAUUUUAUAUGAAAUAGAGAACGAAUUCAAGUGUCCCAUGUUAUCAAUUGA